Octopus bimaculoides (California two-spot octopus) is the source of this 855-nucleotide messenger RNA. RefSeq lists its product as uncharacterized. The record is from RefSeq and is a predicted model, not a curated record. Gene Ontology annotation, molecular function: DNA helicase activity. Lineage: Eukaryota; Metazoa; Mollusca; Cephalopoda; Octopoda; Octopodidae. Gene Ontology annotation, biological process: telomere maintenance; DNA repair.
AUGAAAAAGGAAGAACAUAUUCAGCUAGCGUUCCUGGACGUAUUAACAACACGCACCAAGUAUGGAUUUGAUUUUGUAUCUAAAAUCAACAGCUUUUUUAAGCACCGAAGCCGUAUCGAGAACUGUUUGUUGGUAACCAUGGAUACUUCUUCUUUAUAUCUCCCUGUUGACCACGAUGAAAGGGUAGAAGCAUGCAUGGAUGCCUUCGAAAAGUGGUCAAACAAAAGGAGUAGAGUCUUAGCUCUAGCGAGCUCUGGAAUUGCCUUGACUUUACUUCCAGGAGGUCGAUCAGCUUAUGCAGCAUUCGAGCUCCCAUUCAGUAUAACUUCAAAUGAUGAACCUGUCUGUAAUAUUAGUUCUUUAGCUCAAGUUCUCAUGAAAUGUUCUUUAAUCAUAUGGCACGAAGCUACAAUGUCGCUCCAUAAAAAAAAAUCAGUAAAUGCUGUUAACAGAAUGCUGCAGGAUUUAUGCAAUUCUAAUUGUUUGAUGAGAGGUGUGCCAGUGGUACUUCCAGGAGAUUUCAGACAAACUUUGCAAGUGAUUCCUAGGGGAACAAAGGCGGAUGAAUUGAAAGCAUGUUGGGAAAUUUCUGUUUUAUGGAAACAUAUCAAAGUGCUAAAGCUUUCUACAAAUAUGAGGGCACAUGCUAUUAUGCAACUUGGAGAAGGAAGGCUAGAUAUCAAUCAUGAAGGUGACUUGAAUCCAUCAAAAAUCUGCACCUUGGUCAGCUCGCUUGAUGAAUUUAUUGAAAAAGUUUCUCCAGGUAUAAUUUCAAAUUAUACAAAUGUUGCUUGGUUGUGCGAAAGAGCAAUCUUGUCACCAAAGAACUUUACAGUGAAUUAUUUAAAUGAAUGA